This is a messenger RNA of Pristis pectinata (smalltooth sawfish), 2161 nucleotides long. RefSeq names its product major facilitator superfamily domain-containing protein 1-like. The transcript is spliced from 13 exons. Gene Ontology annotation, biological process: transmembrane transport. Bases 137 to 1564 code for a protein of 475 amino acids. The record is from RefSeq and is a predicted model, not a curated record. Gene Ontology annotation, molecular function: transmembrane transporter activity. Lineage: Eukaryota; Metazoa; Chordata; Chondrichthyes; Rhinopristiformes; Pristidae.
GUGACGUCGCUGCGUCAGCUGUUGCAAGUCGCGUCCAGCAAUGCCGGGACAUCUGUGUCUGAGACGGUGAAAACAAAUACGGAAACACUCAGUUUCGAAUCAAAUCCAUCCUCGGGGGAGAAACAGAUUCUUCGACAUGAGUCAGCCAGCAGAAAGAGCCUAUUACAGGUUUCUGGUCCUAUUUUUCAACUGUCUGCUGACUUUUGGUUCUUAUUUCUGCUUUGACAUUCCAAGUGUACUUCAGGAGCAGUUCCAGGGGAAUCUCACUUGUCUUAAUUCUAAUGUGACUAAUGGGACAACAGAUUGUGUGGAGGGACUGGGAAUGACCCCAGAGCAGUAUAACCUUCUCUAUGCAAUCUAUGCAUGGACAAAUGCUGUGGUGGUGAUACUGGCCGGUUUCUUCAUAGACAAGCUGGGAAAUCGCGUUGGUGUCCUCUUGUUCUCCUUUCUUAUUGUGCUGGGCUCGGCUACCUUUGCUUUGGGAUCUCAUUUCAAGGGCACCAGUUACCUUCUGCCACUGAUGCUCAUUGGCCGACUUCUCUUUGGCUCAAGCAAUGGGUCACUCAUAAUUGCUCAGGGCCGUAUCAUUGCUUUCUGGUUCAAAAGUAAGGAGCUGUCGUUGGCUUUUGGGCUGAAUGUGGCCUUCUCCCGUUUUGGCAGUGUCCUCAACUUCUUAUUAACCCAAUCUUUUGAAGCACAUUUUGGGAUUCAGUGGACUCUUUGGGCAGGAACUUUUCUGUGUGCUCUUAGCUUUGUGUCAGCCAUCAUCGUUGGCAUCCUGGAUGGAAAUGGUGCAAAGCAGCUUGGACUGGAUGGUGUUCUCCAGCAGGAAUCCAAGAAAGUGAGGCUACAGGAUAUUCGUCAUUUGUCUCUCCACUACUGGCUGCUGGUUCUCACCAUCAUGUUCUUCUAUAAUGGAAUCUUUCCAUUCAUUGCUGAUGCCACCAAGUUUAUUCAGGAUAAGUAUUCUGGGUACAGUCACCAAGAAGCCUCCUACAUCACUGGUGCUGUGUUCGAUAGCUCAUUGAUUCUAUUACCCAUAGCUGGAAUCCUCAUUGAUUACGUAGGAUUGAGAGGAAUAUUUGCCAUGAUGUGUGCCAUGUUGACAGUCCCAGUUUUCACACUCUUGGCAUUCACCUUUGUACCGCCAUUGGUUUCCAUGAUAUGGCUGGGAGUCACCUACUCAUUUGCUGCUGCAAGUCUGUGGCCAUCAACCAUGUUAGUGGUUCCUCUGGCAAAUCUUGGAACAGCUUCAGGAAUCGCAACCUCAGUGCAAAUGAUUGGCGUUGGUAUUUGCAACCUGAUUGUUGGACAGAUCCUUGGAAGCAAAUUCAGUGAUUUGAAGAUCCCAGUGUGGCGCUGGAGGCAGAUGAUGAUCUUCAUGCUGGCCAACACCAUCUGCUGUUUGAUCACCUCCAUCAUUCUCAAUAUAGUGGAUACAAGAAAGGGUAACGUAUUGAACAAAACCACCAAGCAUUCUGAGGCUAUGAAAGAGGAAGAUCAAGAAGCAUCAGAGACAUCUCCUCUUCUAACAGAUAGCAGCAAUGAAAACAAAAUUAACUGAGGAAUAAUAUGAAGAACCAUUUAGCUGUCUUAGUUUAAGAGAGAAAAUGGACAAUUCUUCAGAUGUCUUUUUUUUAAAGUGCUAUUCUACCAGUAUGAUCAAUUGUCACAUGUCAAAUAUUAAUCACAUCAAGGCAAUAAGUUUUUUAGCUGAACUUAAGACAUUUUUAUUAAAUCUAAUAAUGUCUACAGUCCCAUCAUAAUCUUCAGCAAAUACUAUAACUUAUUAGCUGGUGUUUGCCACCUGUUCCAGCAUUUAUAGUUACUAUUUGGGUAAUUUACUAUUUGUUGGAAUUGCUUGCAGAGGCAGGGUUGUUGAUGCAGGACUAUAGUUAGCUUUUUACUGUUGUCACUGAAUAAAAGAAACUUUGAGUUUCUGUUCCUCUGUUCUAAACCUGAUCUUUGGGUUGAUGCAUGAAAAUUUGCAAAAGGGAAUAUUUUACAUUUCUGUAGGACUGUCAGGUAAAUAAGCAAUAUCACACCUUGACAUAGCCUUAAUACUUCAGAAGUCUUAGACAGCUACACUAAAGUAUAUUUGUUUUUAGUGGUCAUGUAGUGUUACUUUGACUACUUCCGAUCUCAGAGAAAAAUAGUUUUG